Molecule: messenger RNA, 300 nt
Organism: Fusarium venenatum
Lineage: Eukaryota; Fungi; Ascomycota; Sordariomycetes; Hypocreales; Nectriaceae
Source: RefSeq, a predicted model, not a curated record
AUGGGUGUUGGCCCUGGUGCCCUCAGUACUGCUGCUUCACUUGCAGCCGAGGACCUCUACAGUCAAGGUGUUAUCACUGUGGCUUCAUUCCGUCCUUAUUUUGGACUCUCAGUUCCCAGCCCUGAGACGGAAAAGAUUAUCAGCUCUGGAGUUCUACGCGGAGAGAAUGCUCGCAUUCAACUUCAGCUUGCUCUCGGUGCAGGUUACGACUUCGAGGGCAUCCAGAAACUUUUUGAGGGCGAAGUUAGAAAUGCCGUGUACAAUGAUGCCACUGCUUUCUUCAAUGGCACAAUUUUGUGA